UUCAAUAUGGCGGACACAGUGAUGAAGAUGAACUGUUACUGAAGAAGACGAAACUCUCCAAAAUCACCUGAAAAUAUAAAAUAACAAGAAAAACAUGGUUAAUCUAAGUAAUAUCUUAAGUGCUCGUGGACCACAUCUGAUUUAUGGAGUCAAAAGAGGAAAAGUUCCGACCAAACUCAGACCAACAGUAGUUGCGACAAAAACCAUCACCAAAAGAGCUCCUUGUACUGAAGAAAUGUUCAAACUCCUGACGUGCUGGAAGAGAAACACUUAUUCUGACGCAAAGUGUUCAGAUGAAAUUGGAACUUUUAUGAAAUGUGCACAACGACAUAUGGAUAUGAAAGCAAACCAAACAACAUCUGAUGCUUGGACGUCAACUGACGUUAACAAAGUGUUGAAGCAGUUUACAGAACUAAAGGGACCAAGAGACCACUGAGGAUAAAAAAGAAAACUUUAAAGGCAGGACACUGUACUACUGUUGAAAUUCCACUGUGUCUAUAUAUUACCACUCUUUUCACUACUACGCACUGAUCAAGACAACAAUUGCAACACAUUGCCCGAUCUCCCUGUCGUGACUGUUGUCUCAAUCAGCAUGUAGCAAUGAAGAGUGGUAAUUACUAUUGUACAAAACAUAAAGUAAUGCAGAAAGUUGUUUAUAAAGACGCAGACAGUCAAACUUUACUUCUGCAGCAUUGCACAUGGCAUUACAAAAAGACAACCUGUUAUUAUCACUGACAAUCUCAUGAUGAGCUUGCCUCGGCAAAUGAACUGAGGGAGUUAUUUUGGUUGUACCACUGUCUAGGAUUUGGUUACUACAUGUAAGUUUUAUAUUUCAAUAGUUUUGUGCCUGCUAGACAGUGUGACAUGGGGAUGUGACAAUGGCGAAUAGACAAAUCAGGGGGAAACCUUACAGAUAUGAUGAUGAUUUCAGGAUGACAAUAUGUGGCAAACAAAUAGAUUUCCCAUAACAAAGUUUAUUAAAUUUAAUGAAAUCUAAUUUUAGUCUUCUCCAAAAAUUAUUAAUAAUAUUGACUUUUAGGCUUCCUUUGUUUUUUAAUUUUGUUCUCGUAAGUUCAUUUUCAUUUUUUAUAAGCAAUAAUAAAUAGUCAAGCUAUCGAA
This is a messenger RNA of Actinia tenebrosa (Australian red waratah sea anemone), 1119 nucleotides long. RefSeq lists its product as uncharacterized. Gene Ontology annotation, cellular component: mitochondrial ribosome. Gene Ontology annotation, molecular function: RNA binding. The record is from RefSeq and is a predicted model, not a curated record. Gene Ontology annotation, biological process: mitochondrial translation. NCBI's taxonomy places the organism in Eukaryota, Metazoa, Cnidaria, Anthozoa, Actiniaria, Actiniidae.